This is a messenger RNA of Toxorhynchites rutilus septentrionalis, 10833 nucleotides long. RefSeq names its product toll-like receptor 6 (gene Toll-6). The transcript is spliced from 4 exons. Gene Ontology annotation, biological process: signal transduction. The record is from RefSeq and is a predicted model, not a curated record. The coding region runs from base 2797 to 7164 and encodes 1455 amino acids. NCBI's taxonomy places the organism in Eukaryota, Metazoa, Arthropoda, Insecta, Diptera, Culicidae. Gene Ontology annotation, molecular function: protein binding.
UGGCAAGAAAGUAUGAUACGCAAAGCACAGCAUUUCAAGUGGUCACACUUCUAACGUGAUCCCUGUGAGAGAUCCCCAGAGAAGAAGAGAGUGUCAAAUUCUCCGCCGCUUUGGCAAAACGCUCCUUGAUGUGUGCAAUGCUUAACUUGGGUGAAAUUUUCACUUUUCAGCAGGAAAAAACAAGUUGUCAAAGUUUACGCUGUUCGGCGAAAUAAUUUCGCAACGGUUGCGAACACAGCGAGAAAGGAUCUGUGAAAUUGGUGGAAAGAAUUUGUUUCAUUGAGGACAAAUUUCCGGUUGGCGUUGCCCGUACCCGGAAUCCUGUGAACUGUAGAGGGUGUGAAGAGAACUCUUUCUGAAGACUAUUUGAUUUGUAAAUUUCGCAGGGAGAAGCUGCUCCUACCCGUGGCGCAUUAGGUGAAUGUCGUGCUUUUGCUGCCAACAUUCUGGCCGCCCACCCACUUAAAAGGGGGUACGAAAAGAGUGAAGUGAAAAAGUUUUAGUGCGCUUCGUUGGUUUCCCUGAACUGUUUUCCACCGCCCUAAAAGAGGCGUCCGAGGAAAUAAAUGAUGUGAUUAGCUUCGCUACUUCAAAAGAAGCUGAACUUUUUUGUUCAAGGUCAGUUAAGGGGGAAAUGCAAUUAUUUCCGAAGCACAAGCACUCGAAAGUAUAAACGAUUGAAAGUUUUCAGUUUGCUGCUUGGCUGUCCGAAGGUAUCACUGCAGACCUUCGCCGGAAGUGUGGGAGUUGGGGAGAACUUUUCCUACGCAGUGAAUAGCAACGAUAACAAAUAUCGGCGGAAAAAAGCACGUCACCGCCAGUCAGCAGAGCAGAGAAGCAACAAAAGCCACUCAUCCGUGGAAAGUGGUUCUCUGUUGGCAGCACAGGUGGGUUGAGGUAGGAAAAAAAAACACAACCGGAAGAGGCGAACAAAGUGUUUUGUUGCGGAAAUUGAUUCCCAGAGUGAGAAGUGACUUGUAAACCCACCAACGAGAGUGUGAUUUGAUUUUUAUUUGGCUGAUUUUUGUUUUCCCACUUGGAAUCACGACGAAGGGAAAAUAACGGGAAGUGAUUGUGAUUUUGUAGUUUCCCGGGGGCGCUGCGAAGGUGCCAAAUGUGAUGAAGAUUUCCGAGUGACGCGGCGAAUCGGGAAAGUGGAAGAGCAAGGUGAUAUGUGACUCAAUUUACGUUGCGAGAGGCGAAAUAUUUCCCGUGAUCAGCAUAAAAUGUAGUCGACAUUCGAAACGCAAUAAACUGCUCGUAGAAGAUGUCAGCAAGGAUGCAGGAGAUCAUUGAAUGAAUGGAUUCAACGCCAACAUUCGCCGGAACCCAUAACCAACGGGUGGCAAUCUAUCUGUCAGCCUGGUUACCAUGUGAUCAACUAACAGCAGUUGGACGAACUAAAAGUUGCACGGAGUGAUUAAAACUGCCGGAAAGGACCCCCAGCCAGGAGUACCAACGCCAGCGAGCAGCCAGCAUUGCAGUAAAAAUUUCCGAAACGAAGCCAAACACCCUGGCGCUGGCUGGUGGUGCGGAAGAACGACGGAGGGAUCGCGUUGCAGGAUUAACAUUUUUUGUUUUUGGGCGAAAAGUUUCACCGAACCGAACGUGGCCGAGGUCGGGAAGAGAGUGUGCAUAUUGUGUUGAGCAGGAGAGAGCUCUAACUUCGAACCCGCUGCAGAAGUCAUACGAAUCGGUAGUGAAAAACGGGAGAUGAGAAGCAGAAAAAAACAUAUAUAUUGUGGAAGAACCAUAGAAGCAGAAAUGUAAAAUAAGUGUAGUUUUGUGGCUGUGAGGCGGCAGCCAGACGAAAAAAUCAUAGUGCUGUAACAAAGUGGACGUUUGCUCUGCUUGCGAUGCUUGUUCGUGUGUUGUGUGGAGAGAUAGACGAGUAAAGAAGUUGCUUAACGAACACCACUAUGAGUGGGCAGCGAACGAGCGGAAAAUGACCCACACAGCGAGAGGUGUGUAGACUUUUUGGUUCGUGGAUACGAUAUCCUGGCGCGUUCGGGAGCGAUCGGCUCGCACGCACACUGUAGCGCGCGAUUCGGGUGCGAGUUCAGUGUGUAGAGACGCGACACGAGUACGAAAGCUCAUAUAUACAAGUGGGUACCAACGAUGAGAAGUUUAGUACAACUUUAGACGCUCGAGACGAAGGAUGUUCGUAAGUGCUUCGUGCGCGCCCAAUUCGCGAUUCGUUAUGACGAGCCAGUAACCAUCGAACUAGAAGCGUGAACAGUGUAUUUUUUGUUGGGUUCUCUUUCGUUUCGUGCCAGUGCAAAAGUGAGUCCAGGACUCAUAAAUCGUAAACAUAAUCAGCCGACAGCGUUAAGGGAAGCUGGGAACAUAUAUAUUUGGAGCGAGUGUGGUGUUGUUAAGAUUUCAUCUUAUGUUUUGCGCGAGUGGAACCGAUUCGGAACGUGUGUGGAAAACGGCGGAAACAGAAGAAACAAAUUGUGUUGAAGUAUCGCGCAAAUGAACACAAGAAGAUUGGCGAAAAUGAGAAAUUACAUGACAUAACAACGCCGCAUCAGACGUUUCUCGCUUUUGCGCCAGUUCUCUUCGCAGUGUUUAAUUUGUUUUUGCAAGAAUUUGUGUUUUUGGUGCGAAAGAUAGGAGGAAAAAAGUUCCUUGAAAAAUGAAAUAAAUUUAUCUUGCAUGUUUGAAGCAAGCGUUAGAAGUGAAGAAGUGGUUCAUUCUCAACUGCGAACACCUCUCCAAGUUUGCGCGUGGAGUUGGGAAGUGAGUUUGGCUCGUGAGAAGCCAGCUGAAGAAACAUAGCAGAAGAAAAAAAAAAUGAGUCUAAUUACGCAGAAAACCGAGCUGAUGGCGUUACCGGCCCUGCUGCUGGUGCUGCUGCUGUCGGCACAAGUCAACUACAGCCUGCAGUAUGACUCAGCCGAGACGCAGCAAUACUAUCCGCCAGUUCCUGCGGAAACGAAUCUACGGUACGAUGCCCCGGAUGAUUGCAAGUAUCGCGUGACACCCGAAGAUGAAGUGGACCUAGUGUGCAACCUAAGAACUGUGAACAGUGAGUUUGAUAAUACGAACUUUAGUGUGAUACCCUCGGAGCAUACGGCCGCGUUGACUAUUUUCUGUAAUGAGGCCAUAAUGGCCCGGAGCAAGCUGCUGCCGAAGUCGUUUGCCCAUCUGAUGCGACUAAAGGGACUCGCGUUGGAGCACUGCAAAAUCGCUAAGUUUGGAAAUGAUGUGCUGUCGGGGUUAAGUGAUUUGCGGAAUUUUACACUGCGAACACAUAAUAUUAACUGGCCGGAAUUGAAUCUGGAGCUAGAGCCGGAGGUUUUCGCCCACACGCGAAACAUCGAGCAGUUGGAUUUGAGCAUGAACAAUAUUUGGUCGUUGCCGGAUCAUUUGUUUUGCUCGCUGAGUAAUCUCCGCUCGUUGAAUAUCAGUUCGAAUCGCCUCCAGGAUGUGAACGAUCUUGGUUUUCGGGAAAAAUCCCAGAACAAGGAGGAGAGUGGUGCUCACAACAGCAGUUCGGUUAGCUGUAGUUUGGAUCUAGAGGAUCUGGAUGUAUCGCGAAACCACUUUGUGUUGCUUCCUGCGAGUGGUUUUGGUAUGUUGAAGCGAAUGAAGCUGCUCAAAAUUCACGACAAUGAAAUCUCGAUGGUCGGUGAUAAGGCCCUUAACGGGUUGAAGGAACUGCAGAUAUUGGACCUGAGCUCCAACAAACUUGUCGCUCUGCCAACCGAUCUGUUUAAGGACCCUGCCCAAUCCAUCCAGGAGAUUUACCUACAAAACAACUCAAUCAGUGUACUUUCGCCCGGUCUUUUCUCCAAACUGGAGCAACUGCAAGCGCUAGAUCUGUCCAUGAAUCAGCUGACAUCCGCCUGGGUCAACCGGGACACCUUCUCCGGGCUCAUUCGCUUGGUGUUGUUGAAUCUGGCCAACAACAAAAUUACCAAGCUGGAAUCGGAGAUCUUCUCCGACCUGUACACGCUGCAAAUCCUCAACUUGCGACACAAUCAGCUGGAGAUUAUCGCAGCCGAUACGUUCUCGCCAAUGAACAAUCUCCACACGCUGCUGCUUUCGCACAACAAAGUGAAGUAUCUCGAUGCUUACUCCCUGAACGGAUUGUACGCCCUUUCGUUGCUCUCGCUGGACAAUAACGCCCUGACAGGGGUCCAUCCGGAGGCUUUCCGCAACUGCAGCUCGCUGCAGGAUCUCAACCUGAACGGCAACGAGCUGACGCAGGUUCCACUGGCCCUGAAAGAUAUGCGCCUGCUGCGGACCGUUGAUCUGGGCGAGAACUCCAUCAGCGUGAUUGAAGAACCGGGCUUCCGUGGUAUGAACAAUCUGUACGGGCUGCGGUUGAUCAGUAACAACAUUGAAAAUGUCACGCGGAAGGCGUUCAAAGAUCUGCCUAGUUUGCAGAUUCUGAACUUGGCACGGAAUAAAAUUCAAUUCAUCGAGAAGGGCGCCUUCGAACCGGCUGUGAGCGUGCAAGCCAUCCGGUUGGAUGGCAAUUUACUGACCGAUGCCGAGGGAUUGUUCACGGGAAUGCCCAACUUGGUGUGGCUCAAUAUUUCCGACAAUCGGUUGGAACAUUUUGAUUACUCCCAGAUCCCGGCUCACCUGCAGUGGCUGGAUUUGCACAAGAACGAGUUGACUGAGCUGAGCAAUCGGUACGGGCUGGACAAUCAGCUGUAUCUGCAGACACUGGAUGCGAGCUUCAACAAGCUGACGAAGGUGACGCCGACAUCGGUUCCCAACAGCAUCGAGUUCCUUUUUCUGAACGAUAAUCAGAUCACGCACGUGGAGCCGCACUGUUUCAUCCACAAGACGAAUUUGACGCGGGUCGAUCUGUACGCGAAUCAGCUGACCGGGUUGGACAUUAAGGCACUGAGACUUCAACCGGUUCCGGAGGAGAAACAGCUGCCGGAGUUUUACAUCGGGGGGAAUCCGUUUGUGUGCGAUUGUAACAUCGAUUGGUUGCAGAAGAUUAACCAUGUGACCUCCCGGCAGUAUCCAACGAUCAAUGACAUCGAGACGGUGUACUGCAAGUUGAUGUACAACCGCGAGAGGGCGUACAUUCCGCUGAUCGAGGCGGAACCGAAGCAUUUUUUGUGCAGCUACAAUACGCACUGCUUUGCGUUGUGCCAUUGCUGUGAGUUUGACGCGUGUGAUUGUGAGAUGACCUGUCCGAAUAACUGCCAGUGCUAUCAUGACAACAGCUGGUCGACGAACAUUGUCGAGUGUUCGGCUGCUGGAUAUACGGACAUUCCGAACAAUAUUCCGAUGGAUACGACCGAGGUGUACAUCGACGGAAACAAUUUGGUGGAACUUUCCGGGCAUAGUUUUAUCGGGCGGAAGAACUUGAGGGUGUUGUACGCGAAUCAUUCCAACAUAGAAAUCAUAUACAACACAACGUUCAUCGGGUUGAGGCGGCUGACGGUGCUGCAUCUGGAGCACAAUAACAUCCAGAAAGUGUACGGGAAUGAGUUUGGGGCGCUGGAGAGUCUGCGGGAGUUGUACCUGCAGGGGAACAAAAUUUCGUACAUUGAGGAUCACACGUUUUCGGAGCUGCGAAAGCUGGAGGUGUUGCGGUUGGAUGGGAACCGAAUCACCAGCUUCGAGGUGUGGCAGCUGGCGUCCAACCCGUAUCUGGUGGAGAUUGCUCUGGCGAACAACAUGUGGACGUGUGAUUGUGGCUUUUUGAACAAGUUGCGGGUCUAUCUGCAGUCCAACACCGAGAAGGUUAUCGAUGCCAACGAAAUCAGCUGCAUUUAUAAUAACCUGACGAGUAUUUUGAAGGAGAAGAACGGAACCAAGUGUACCUUCCGGGGUGAGGGCAUGAGUUCGAUUGUGCACACGCAGGAGAUCGAAGAUAUGUUACCGCUGCUGCUGGUGGCGACCUGUGCUUUUGUGGGGUUCUUUGGGCUGGUCUUCGGUAUGUUCUGCUAUAGAAAAGAACUGAAAGUUUGGGCUCACAGCAGCUGCCUCGGAUCGUUGUGCUACAAGUCGGGGACCUUUGUGAACGAGUUUGACAAGGAUCGGCUCUACGAUGCGUAUAUUAUCAAUUCACUACAAGAUGAGCACUUCGUGAACCAGAUACUGGCCACAACCCUCGAGAAUGACAUUGGAUAUCGGUUGUGUCUGCACUAUCGUGACUUCAACAUCAACACCUACAUUGCUGACACGAUUGUUGAGGCGGUGGAGAGUUCCAAGCGUGCUAUUCUGGUCCUGUCGAAGAACUUUUUGUACAACGAAUGGACUAGGUUCGAGUUUAAGGGUGCCAUCCACGAGGUGCUCAAGAGACGACGGAAGCUGGUUAUCAUUCUGUACGGAGAUUUGCCGCAGCGGGAUUUGGAUGCCGAUAUGCGUCUGUACUUGAGGACGAACACCUGCAUCGAGUGGGACGAUAAGAAAUUCUGGCAGAAGCUUCGGAUUGCGUUGCCCCAUGUGAAGAAGAGCAACUGUUUGAACAACAGAUCGGCCGUCAAUAUCUACGCGACGGCCAACGAAUACAACACCGCAGGACGAGCACGCGUAGGGGGCGCUGGGACGCUUCCGACUCCGGGACAGGCAAGGCUCGAGAGUCACAGCUACGCCACCAUUGGCGGGAAUUGCCCGAGAAACUGUGAUAGUUAUGAUACGGUUAGUAAUUGUAAAUAUAAUACGACGCAGCACGAGAGGCGGCUGAACGAUUUCAGCCGGAAAGUGACGGCGGAACGGCAGCACGAGUAUGCGGUUCCUUCCAACUGCCUGCUGGACACAACGCACGAAACUUACAACACCAGCUGCGAGCGGAUCGCAGGGGAAACGUUCGAGUGUACCUCCAGCAGCAAGUACUCGACAUCGUCGCGGGGUUCGAGCGAGUGCUCGCACUCGGUUGCGUCCACCCACGGUUACCACGGUGGUCCCCCGGGAGGAGGAGGUGGCCCAGCUAUACCCAAUGGCGGCGGCGGCCCACCGAACAUCCUGUCCACCAACUUCAUGGGUAAGCAUGAGCCCGGUGGCUACAACAAUACCAGUGCUUCGAAUAAUUUGACUAGUAGUAGUUACAAUAGCAGUAGGAAACCAAACAAUUGUGUUAAUGGAUGCAAUGAUAGUAGUAGUAAAGGUGAUAAAUCCAAUACGAACACGAUUGGAGACAAAAAUAAUUUCAAUGAUAGAAGACUGCCACAGGCAAUGUGGGCAUAACGAUUACUUAAAUACAGGUUAGUUAAUUAUUUUUAUCGUUGAGCCAGAGGGCGACAAAAUGGACUACAAAAAAGCCAAGAGAUAUUAUAGAAACAGCACUGCACUGUAAUCACAGCCACUCACUCGCAUAGUAACUCACAGAGAACAAACUACAAACUCUACUCGCUAACCACUCUCACCUAGACCUUAAGCUCUCUUCGAUUGCUCACUGAGUUUUGGGUUUCCAGUUCGAUUACAUUAGCUGACGUUUGACAAGCCACAUUCCAAACGCAUUCCCAACUCUCACAUCGAGUUUCCUCUACUCGAAUCAUAUACUAUCACUUCGGGGGGAAGUGGGGGUAAGACGGACAGGUGAGAAGAACUUCGAUCGUAUCUUUGAAAAAUUAUGUUUUCCAAACCUUAAAUGGAGCAUUGUGUAGUGUGUUUUCCAUUGUUUUUCACUGAAAUGAAAACAGACCGAAAAGAUGAACAUUUUUUAAGGUGCGGGUGAAACGGACACAUGGUGGGCAGGGUUGCCAUAAUAACAUCUGUGGUUUUGGUAAAAAAAAAUAUUUUAAUCUUGGUUUUCUGAUCAGAAAACAUGCAUUGAAAUCGAUUCACGAUUUCCUCAACACGAACUUCUAAAUCAAUGUGCUGGGGGAAUCCGAUUUGCAAAUACAUGCAAGUUGUGGGAAUUUUUUUUCCACUGAAGUGUGCCAUCUAAACCAAGGUGCCUUACAUAACAUGGCGUUUGUUCAAAUUCUUUACUUACACAGCAAGGAUGUUGAAUUCAAUUGAAUUCGAAAAUUAUUUCGUUCAAUCAAUAAUUUAAUCAAAUGAUUAUUAGGCCAACGGUAGUCCCACGUCAACCUUGCGAUUAUAUCAUUGAUAUAACCCACCCAUUUUUUGUAUCGGUUAUAUAGUGGCUUUCAACACUUUUGGGUGGUUCGUCGCUGGAUGAUGCGGAUAGAAUCAAAUUGGUUCGUUGAGAAGUAAAAUGUAUAUAUCACCGUGUACUCAUCAGAUACAACCGUUGCAUAUAUUUUUCCAUUUAUGACGAAUUUUGUGAAAACGAGUAGCACAUUUGUAGCAUUUACUCCAUCCCGAGCCCAAUCUGAACGAUCGAUUUUCCGGUUUCUAUCGUUUUGAUCGCUUUUUUUGUUUCCUUUAACAAUUUUAUCUCAUUGGAAGCAUCAUCCGCCGCGCCAACUCUUGGCGGUAGGAGUGAGAUGUAUUUUCGACUGAGUUUUCGCCCUUUCAAAUCGAACACAUGUCCAUCAUACCCCUACUGUCUGUCUUACCCGCACUUCCCCUACUCAACAUCGGUUCGACCCUUGGAACUUCUUCCCAAAUAUGCACGUGGAGACAAAAAAAACAAAAUCUAAUCGGAAGAGUCACGACGUUCAUUCCUUGAAAACAUUCUAGCUGUAACGCCUCCUCCGUAACCGCAGGAGGGUCGUGUUCACUUUUAGCGCCUGUAAAGUCCACGCAGUGCCUUUAGAGAAGACAACAUAAAACAAAAAAAUAUAGAGAAUACACACAUACACACAAAAAAAACGAAACGAGAAGCGUAUGAAAAUGAGAUUCCGAGCACAGCACAUACGGGGAAAGGUUAACAGUUACAAACUAAGCAGCAGUGAAAUAUGAAAUUCAAAAGCACUCAAACAAAUAUCCACACACACAAGCUAGCGUAGAGAAAAGUGAAACAGAUGAAGAGACGAACACAAAAGAUGAACCCAGUAGGAAGAAAACGAAGAAAGCUUCCCAGCGAGCAAAAACAUAACAAAAAAUUAUUCUAGUCACACAAAAGAAACGCAAACGCAGAGGAACUAAUUCUAAUCUCUUCAAAAUCAAUCUUCCAUUACGUUUGAUGAUUGAAAGCAUGUUCGUUUUCGUACGGUUGGCUUUUAUUCCUCCGGGGGAAAAACCUUUAAUAGAAUACAAGGAGAAAAAGGUAAUCUGAUUUUUCACGCUAAAGCUGGAGAGUCGUUUUAAUCGUUGAGAACUCUCACACUCAAAAAAAAAACCUAAUACCAAUGUAGACCACCCUAUUGGCGCACGGUUCAAUAUUCACCUCUCCUCGGGUGAUGCGAUUAGAUAAGAUUGAGAGAUUCCGCUCGGUUGAACCGAGAAAACACGCGAAAAACAUUGAUUUCCUCGAGAGCCCUCCAUGGGCGGGGGCGAGAAAGGGUCGAUCAAAUGGGGGGCGGGAGGCCAAUUUGCCCCUUCAUUGCUCUCAAGUGAUUAUUUGUACCUCGGAAGGUGGCUAUGGUUUUUUUUCUCGCUCCCCCUCCAAACAUUCUCCAACAAAUUCUAAAGUCGGAAAGAAGUUACCUUGUGGAUGAGUAAACAUUGCCCAAAAAAGCAGAAAACAGAAACCGAGAGGAAAACAUUUCUUAAGUGAUUUUUUAUGGCCAUUUAAUUGAGAACUCGUGAGCGAAGAGGAUUUACGAUGAAGCGAAAUAUUUUAAUUCCACCACUCCAUUCACAUAACCGCAGAGGGAAGUCGAAGCAGGAGAAAAAAAAUAUAUUCACAUAAAAACCCAAAAUAAAAACACCGAGCCCCGAGCACCGAAACAGCGGGGCGGAGAGGAAUCGAAAAUUAGUGCAACCACACCGGAACAGAAUUGAUUUACAUUCUCCCCGUGGGUUUUUGUUCCCACAGCUCACCACCACGCCCCUGAAGCGUGUUGCUUCGUUGUUUCGGGUCCAACUCCUCACGAGAAACCCUUUAACUGAAACAAAUUAGUCCAUAGCCAGAACAACUAACCAACCAACCCCCCACAGUCAGUCAGAACAGAACAGAACAACAACAAAAAAACUUUAUUUCGUCCAUUUGAAAAAAAAAGAAGUAAACUAAAUACCAUAACUGUGCAGUUCGAGCAGCAACGGCAGCAGCAGUGAACACUAGUUCCUCCAUAUUGGUGGACGGUUAGGUUUCCUAUUAAAAGAAGAAAACAGCAGAGCAGAGCGAACAUAACAAGGUGUAAAAAAAACUAUUUUGUUGUGUUAUUUUAUUACCUCAUUGAAGAAAGAAAAAAAUACAAAUGAAAGAAGAAAACUUGAAAAAAAUCACAAACACACACGCAGUUGAUAAGUCUUAUAUGUAAAUAGUGAACAUUCUGACAUUUAAAGCCAACUCUAGUGCUAUUAAAUUAUGUAAAUAUAGAGAGAAGACAUUUACGACUUAACUGCUAGCGGAAAAAAAAAACAUAAAAUUUAACGGUAUAAUAGAAGAUGCAAACCAACAACAAUACACACACGCAACACAAAUUUGAAUAGUGCUCUAAAACAAAAAGAACGAUACAAAUUAGGUGAAAACAAACAAACAAAAACCGAACAAAACUACUCGCUCCUUUGAAUUUAGUUUAGAGAUGAAGUGCUAAGCUAGGAGUGCUGCGUAGCAAACAGAGUGAAUUGCAAACAAGUCUUGUAAAUAUUGACGAUAGUGGGCGACGGUAAACUACCCGAGCAGGAGAAAUGUAAUUAUUUUAGUCCUUAAGAUUCCAGAAACGGUGACGUGUCAAUUGAAAAUAAAAAAUCAGACAAGGAAAUAUAGCGUCGCCGAAUAACCUAAUAAAGUAAUGAUAACACAACUGAGAAAUGCGAGAGAAUUUUAAGAAAGUAUAUGAGACAAAAAGCAAACAAAUUACGAAAAAUAAAAAUUAUAAUUUAUUUAUGAAAAUUAAA